This is a messenger RNA of Stegostoma tigrinum, 4750 nucleotides long. Its product is annotated as protein FAM163B. NCBI's taxonomy places the organism in Eukaryota, Metazoa, Chordata, Chondrichthyes, Orectolobiformes, Stegostomatidae. The transcript is spliced from 3 exons. Bases 145 to 594 code for a protein of 149 amino acids. The record is from RefSeq and is a predicted model, not a curated record.
GAGUCCAAAUGUGCAGCUUCUGUUUCCAGCCUCUUAUUGAGAUACGAGAAUAUUUGUGAACAUUUGGUGAUGUGAACCUGUGUGAGGAAAUCUGCCCUGGUUAUUACCCGGCAAGUGGCAGGUUGUUAAUGGAGAGCUGGUCGAAUGACAGCUGGGACUGUCGUGAUUACAGGUGGAAUAUUGGCUACAGUUAUCCUGCUCUGUAUAAUCAUUGUGUUGUGUUAUUGCCGCCUGCAGUAUUAUUGCUGCAAGAGGGAGGAAUGGGAUGGAGAUGAGGAGGAACCAGAUUUUGCAGUGCACUCUCGCCUGCCAACUGCAUACUACAGCUACAGUGCUGGAAAUGGCCUUAACUUCAGUUCUAUAGCCUACCCCCAGGAUUACUCUCACCCCAGAGCUCUCUGCUUCCAUUGCAAGCCCCGCUUCCAGGUCCACCAGCUUGAAGACAUUCAGAAUGGGGGUGAGAGUGUGAGUUAUAAUACUGUGAGUGAGGAAGAAUUAGAAAUGUUGACAAGUCCUGAGGAGCUGCCCAUGAGCAGAGCAAAACUCACAAGAGAGGCUUUUAGCAGAAGUCGAAGUAUUAGCACUGAUGUGUGAAGAUGUUUGUUAUUCAAGAGUUUAUACAACAGUAUUGUCAAUAUAAAGAGGUCACUACUUUCCGUGUGCCAUGGGGAAAUGGACAAAAUCAUUGAAUGCAAUUCCCAAAGCAGCUUUAAAAUGCUCUCAAUCCAAACAAUAGAAACAGAAUGUACUGGGUCACUGGAUAAGCAGUACUCUGAACUUAAGAAGGAACAGAGUGAAAUUGACAGAAGAAUCAUUUUAUGUCUUAAUUCAAUCUUUGAAUGGAUGAGAUCUGUUUGAUAUGAUCUUUUUAUGUUUGUUCCACUCCUAUUUCUCAUGUUCUUAUUAAGUGGAAGCUUUGAAGUGGCCUGAUCAAUUGUAAAAUGCUAUUUUUUAUUGAGUAUGGCGGUGGCUAAUGUGAAUGAAUGUUUUCUAUGCAUGAUCUAAUGAUGUGACAGGAGUUAAGGUCUGUUUGCUGAUGGGUGCUGGGUCGGGGGUAACUGACUAGCAACAUUGUUAAUGGUUUGGUUUUCAGAUACUUGCCUUGGAUUGGUUCUUAUUGUUCAAGUCAAGUGAAUAAACUAAGAAAUUAGUGACCUAGAAGUAAAUUACACAUCAGUAGCUGUCACCUUCAUCAGAUUUGGAUUCACAGGAAUAAUUUUGUUUUCUUUUUUGGGAAAUGUUUUGCAAUUUAGAGAUUUCCUGGAGGAAACUGAGAAACAGGCAGAAACAAAGAAAUAGAGGUUAUAGGUGCAGGAGCAGGCCAUUUGGCCCUUCAAGCCUGUUCCAAUAUUCAUUUUGAUCAGGGCUGAUUAUCCAACUUAGAACCCAUUGCUAUUUUCUCCCCAUACCUUUGAUCCCUUUAGCCCUAAGAACUAUAUCGACCUCCUUCUUGAAAACAUUCAAUAUUUUGCUUCAACUGCCUUUUGUGGCAGAGAAUUCCACAGCCUCACCACUUGCUGGGUGAAGACAUGUUUCUUCAUCUCAGUCCUGAAUGGGCUAUUCUGUAUACUUAAACUGUGACCCUUGGUUCUGGAUUCCAGUUAUCAGAAACAUCCUUACCACAUUUACAAGCCCCAACAUUCCAAUACUAUCAAUACACUGCCUGGAUCUCAUUGAAAAUAUUCUGAAAGUCCCAGUAAACCAUGUCCACUGGACCCCUAUUAUCAACUCUACUAGUUUCAUUCUCAAAAACAUCUAUCUAGAUUUGGCAUACAUGAUUUCCCUUUCGUAAAUCCACAUUGGCUUUAUCUAAUCUGUCACUGUUUUCCAAGUGGUCUGCUAUUAAAUAUUUUAUAACAGACUCCAGUGUUUUCACAUUACCAAUGUCAGACUGACCAGUUUAUAAUUCCCAGUUUUCUCUCUGCCAUCUUUUUUAAAUAGUGGGUGUGACAAUUUUCCUCAUUAGCCAUUGAUAGGCCACCAUUCUUGAUUUAUUUUUCUGCCAGAAUGGAAUGGAUAGUUGUUGUAGUUUGCCCAAACACUCUUUAAAUAUUUGCUCUUGCGUAUCCACCAUCAUUCCUUUGAGUAAUGUUCCAUAAUUUAUCAUAGACACCUGUGCCUCACACCAUCAUAGUUUCCUUUAUUUAGAUUCAGCACCCUCAACUGAGAAUCAACUAUGUCACUCUCCAUCUUAGUGAAGAAUUCCAUCACACAGUUACUCUUGCCCAAGAGUCCACGCACAGCUAGAUUUCCAAUUAUUCCUUUCUCAUUGUGGCAAAAUAACUGCUCAAAAUAAAAAUUGUUCACUAACUUGUUCAAAUCUAAAUGUAUUUUCACUUCUUUAAUUCUGAAUUUUUCUCUGUGUGAUAUUCAGAAUUCCUUUGAAUUUGAAACUGUUUGACUCUCUAAACUCCUCUGAACAAGUUCAAGGAACUUACAAAUAUCUUGGUCACGAAGAUUGAGACUGUCUAAUCAGCUAUCACUGCCAUACCUCACCCCGUCCCAUUAACCAGGAUGAAGUUUCAUUAAAGAUUUUCUGUCGCUUUUCUCAUAUCUUCCCCAUGCCUUUAUGAGUUCAUCUAGUUCAUGAAACCCACCUCCUGCUCUAUUAUCUUUCUUCCAAAAACCUGCUGGCUAUCCAACUUCUUCUCCUGACCCCUAUGUUCACAGAUCUAAUUAAGGGUUUCCUCUCCUUGGGCAAUACCCCUUAAGCCUUCAUCACCCAGAACCUCAAAAGUGCUGGUCUGUACAUUACUGAAAGAAUGCUUCAUUUCCAACCUUCUUUUCCUCUCAAAAGUCUUUCAAAAACACUUCCUUUCCUCUACUCCAAGACUUCAGCAACAACCACCUGCACCUUCCACAUGGUGCUGCUGUUCACAGAGGCCAGCAGCUUCAGUAAUACUGGGACAUCCCUGUCCCGGGAACUCUGGGCGAAGAAGCCUACUGGCACCGAAGUGCAUAACUGGAACUUAGUCUGGUGGCCUUCACUGUAGGAUGCGGUGGCACAUGUCUGACUCCUAAAGAUGCACACCCCGCACACAAGCAAUCAACAGGAAAAUCUCACUCUUCAAUUCAAGCUUUCUUAUUUCGAGCUCUCUUUUCCUUCCUUUGACCUUUUUGAACUGCAGCCACCAGGCACUUGCAGUUAUUUACAAGUCCACAAUUAGUGCCAUUUAUUUUCUCAAGGAAGGAGAGGAGAAUUAGAAAUAGCAUAUAAAUUAGGCAACUUGGGCUAGUAGUGAUAAGCAACUGCAUGCAAUUAAGUAGUCAUUGUUCAAUAGUUAGAUUCUGAAGUCACUGUUUACACCUUCAGAGUAAAAUUGAGGAAUAUCUCUUCUGUUUAUUAUCAGACAAUUUACACAAUCUCCCCUGAUUGGCCACAUGAUGGAAUGGAAAAACUCACCCAUUGUGUCAAGUUUUGGGCACCACUCUCGAGGAAGGAUAUAAAGGUAUUAGAGAGGGUGUAGAAAAGAUUAAAGAGUAUAGACCCAGGGAUGAUGAACAUCAGUAGAGUACAGAAGAUUCGAUAGAGAUACUUGAAAUGUUAAGGGAGAGGAAAUAGAGGAAACACAUUUUCCAUUGGUCAAAGGAUCAAGCAGCAGAGGACAUUGAUCAAAGUGAUUAGCAAAUGAAACCACAGUGACAUGAGAUUUUUUUUAAUGUAACAACAUGAUACUGCUUGAGUGAGGAGAAGAUGGAUGCAAUCAUGCUUUCAAAAGAAAACUGUAUAAGUAUCUGAUGAGAAAAGAUUGAGGAGCUUAAAGUUUUCGCAAAGAUCUGCAGCUGGGGUUGUGGGUGAGGUUGUUGACUUGCUUUCUGAGCUGGCUGGUUUUUGUUCAGAUGUUUUGUCACCAUGCUAGGUGACAUCAUCAGUGAGGCUUCUGAUGAAGUGAUGUUGUUCUACUCCACUUGGAAUUUAUACUGUCCGGUCCAUUAUGGUGAGUAGUGUCGUUUCCAGUUUUGAUAUGUAUGGGUUUGUAUUUCUAAAUUCUAUGUGUUUGUUGAUUGCAUUAUGGGUUGAAAACCAUGCCUCUAGGAAUUCCUGUGCAUGUCUAUGUUUGGCCUGGGCUACUUUGACAACUGGGACAAUGUAACCAUUGUUACGGACCAGAUAGUAUAAGUUCUAAGCAUAAUAGAACAACAUUGCUUAAUUCGGAGGCUUCACUGAUAAUGUCACCUGCCAUGGUGACGAAAUGUCUGAAUGAAAACUAAUCAGCUCAGCGAGCGAGUCAACAACCUCAUAUUGUGGAGCUACUGUGAGAAGAAGAGGCAGGAGUGGAACUAGUUGUUGCCCUUCGCAGAGAUCUGGCAGGGACAUGAUUGCCCAAACAGUUGCCUGUUCUGUAACCAUUCUUUGGUUCAAUCAAAAUGGACUAGAAGCUAAUUUUGCAAUGUGUUGCAUAUCAUCACAUUCAUUCUUAGCAAAGGUCAAGAAAACAAAGAAGAAAGAUUAAAGUCACACAAGUACCAUCAUGGGCUGAAAAGAAUGCCCUUCAUUUUACCAAUGUUGAGCUGUAGAUGAUUUUUGGCAGGAUUGCCCCAGCAGUCAUUGGUUGUGGUGGAGGUGGGGUUGUGUGUCUUGAUGUCAUGUUUAAAAUCAACACAAACCCAUCAGCUUACAUCGAAUAUGUUUGCAGCUAACUCCAAUAUGUCAGUGUUUAUUUGGAUCCUUCCUACCUAAUAACAUACUAUUUUUAUUGGAAAGACUCAGCACAUCUGGCAGCAUGUGAAGGAGAAAACAGGGUUAAUG